Messenger RNA from Rotaria sp. Silwood2, 2079 nucleotides. The record is from the annotation of a GenBank genome assembly. NCBI's taxonomy places the organism in Eukaryota, Metazoa, Rotifera, Eurotatoria, Philodinida, Philodinidae.
AUGUACGAACCACAUCAUCAUCCACAAUCGAAUGGAAAUGAAGAUAAUCUAUUGAUAAAAGAGACAAUACUCGAACAUGAUAUAUCUCCUAGAAAUUCAAGAACGACAAUUCACUGGGGACCUGAUCUCGAAGGUGAUAUAAAUAUCAAACAACCAAUCAAUACAGAUACUGAACAUUUUGAUGCUCUAUUUGCACGUUCGAAUGCUUCACCUUUACCACCACCCCAUCCUCGUUGUUAUAGUUCGUGCUCACCCUCUACUGUUCCAUUUCAAGUAUUUACCGAUAAUUCAUUACAUAAUUAUGCAAAAUCUCAGCCACAUUUAACAUCAUCUUCUCAUUCAGCUAAACAACGUGAUGAUCGUCGACAAUCAGUUGUAUCAUCAACAAAAAGUCAACAUUCAAGUUCAACAUUAUCAUCAAAUUCAGCUCAAAUGAAAAGAAAAACAUUUUUUUUAACUCAUAUUGCACAAGCACUUCUUCAAACAUCAAAUUCUCAAUGCGAACAGUUGGAACCAUUAGCACGAUCAUGUUCUUAUAAACGUCCUCAAUCGAUAAAAAAAUAUCGACAACAAAAGAAAGGAAAAGAAAAGGAAAAAGAAAAAGAAAAAGAAAAAGAAAAAGAAAAAGAACAGAAAGAAUAUUUUCCUUCGCGCAAAUAUAGCACAUAUAACAAUAACAAUCUUCACACAGUCGCUUUCUAUUCUGGUCGCAAAUCGAUUACUGGUGCACCAUCAAGAAUUUCUGCAACUGAUCUUAUGGCAACUGAUGAUCCACAUGAUCAAUGGUCAAGUCCCAAAGCGCAUCGAUCAGGACGAAUUGCGCCAGCUGCUUUUGCAACCAAACUCAUUGUAGUAACUUCAUUGAUCAUGACAACAGACGUAAAAACUAAUUUAUUGUUAUAUUCUCCAACAGGUUCUUUACCACUUGAUCAAUUACAAAUACCUCAUGAUGGUGACGAAGAAAUCUAUCGUGUAAGACAAUUUAAUACAACAUCAAAAGGUUUUGUUAAUCGAGGUGAUUCAUUUAAACGUUCAUUUAAACGAAGUGGAUCAAUAAGUCGUCGAGGUUCAUUUCGUAAAACCGAACGUACACCAUCACAAGAACAUAUUAGUGAUUCUCUUUUAUUAAAUAAUGAAAUACGUACAAGUAAUAAUUCAUUAACAAAUUCUAAAACGGCACCAGCUGGACCUAAUCUCAAUGGAAUACUUGAUAAUAAUUAUAUUGAUUCAACAAUUGAAAAUAUAUCAUCAUCACCAGUUAUUAAUGAUAUAGAUGAUGAAGAUGAUAAUCCACAUGUUGAACGUAUUGAAACAGAAGAUGGUCAUGUACAAGAUAUACGUGUUUAUCAAGUUUAUUUACUUGGUAUGAGUGGAACAGGAAAAUGUUCACUUUUAAGACAAUUUAAAACAACUGAAUAUAGAGGAAUUUAUGAUUAUUCAAGUUCAGUUGAAGAUGAUCCUGACAAUACAGUUUCAAUAAUGCUCGAUGGUAUUGAAUCUCGUUUACAUAUAAUAAAUAUCGAUGUUGAUCUUAUAAAAUGUAGUGUUACUGGUGAUGCAUAUGUAGUUGUAUAUUCAAUAACUGAUCGUCAAUCAUUUCAAACAGCAAUUCAAUUAAUAAAAAAUAUUCGUGAAAAAGAAUUAUCAAAUAAUGAAAUAUCUAUAAAACGUUAUAUACCAAUUAUUUUAGUUGGAAAUAAAUCAGAUCUUGUACGAAAACGUGCUGUAACAAAGGAAGCUGCUCGUCAUGCAGCACUUCGAUAUGAUUGUAAAUUGGUUGAAACAUCAGUAGCAAUUAAUGAUAAAGUUGAUGAUUUACUUGCUGGUACAUUAAAACAAAUUCGUAUAAGUGAACAACAACGUUUUGAACAACGACGACGUUUAACAGUAACAAAUGGUACAAUAGAUAUUGAUGAUAUUGAAGCUGAAAAAUUAACCGGUUCAUCAUCACUACGAAAAAGUUCAACAAUACAAAAUCAAAAUUCUAAAAAUUUUUUUUCUAAAUUUUUGAAUGUUUUUCGACGAAAACCAUCAAGAUUACCAGCUGAUGUCGAAAAUUUAUAUACAGGUAUUCGAUAA